AUGGUGGAGAUCGCCGAAAUGCCGUCUAUGGCUGUUGAUGAGCCUUCUCCCUGUCCACAGUGCCCGAAAACGUUCGCAAAUGUUCGACUGUUGCAGCAGCACCAGCAAAUGUUUCAUUCAGAUAAGUCGUUCAUUUGCGAAAUAUGUGGGAAAGCGUUUCGGUUUCGAUCAAAUCUCGCAGAACAUCGUUCUGUACAUACAGCGUUGAAGCCAUACGUUUGCAAGUAUUGUGGGAAGAGCAGCAGACUGAAAGUUUGUCUAUUUCGUGCAUGGAUUUUCAUUUACUUUUACGUACCUCCCAAACUUCCAGGAAACCUCACUAAGCACAUAUUAAAACAUCACAAAAAGGAGCAGAAUGAGCAGAUUGGCAAGGACGAUAUAAUAAUUAAAAAGGGUAAAAAAUCGGUUAAGGACCCUGCCGCGGUAGAUUUUCUGGAAAAAUCAAUGAUUGUUAUGGCUCAAAAUACGAAAAACGAAUCAACAUCACCAUGUCUUGUAGCAAAAGAGGAAUCUAAUGAUCAAGAGAGGUCAAUUUUGAUUUCGCUCGGACUGGACUACAGUCACUCGUUGGACCUGCGAGACAGUCCAGAGGCAAGCGCUAGCCCCGAAAACGGUUCUUCAUUGCAUGUUCACAUGACGCUAAACCAUGGAUUCCCUCCACCAGAAUCUCUUGGAUCGUCAGAGGAGAAAACUAGCGAAUGUGAAGCUACCGACGAGAACUGCCUCCGUACUGAGCUGAGAGCAAUGCGAAGCCUUGUGUCUGAUUUGAAAACGCAGAUAGCUGACUUGCGCCAAACUCAGACAACACCUAGCACAGAACAGAUGCUUUCUGGCAUGGACACUCGCAUAGGACGUUUGGAGAAACAGCUCGAGGUAGCUCUAAAUUCCAUAUACACUCUAGUGCAGCUGACAACUGGAAUGAACAAUAACGUGACACGUUUCCGAGAAGACGCUGUUGAUCAGCUGAAAGGGAUCCGCGCUCAUCUAGACUCAGUGUCGGUGUAGUA
Messenger RNA from Strongylus vulgaris, 1007 nucleotides. The record is from the annotation of a GenBank genome assembly. NCBI's taxonomy places the organism in Eukaryota, Metazoa, Nematoda, Chromadorea, Rhabditida, Strongylidae.